GCCCCAUCCCGCCGAUCGCACCGUUGCUGCUGGCAAGUUUGCAACCGCCUGUCCAACUCACCGACCGCUGACUGCACCUCGCCAUGAUGAGGGCUCCGUGCAGAUGGCCGCCGGCACUCGUCGUCCCGAUGCUGGUGGCGGCGUGUCUCUUUGUCUACUCGCUCGCGCGAUUCCAAGCGUCCAAUCCCUACAUCGAUCCGAUUUUUGAUCAGAGACAAGAUGUCACCAUCCCGAGCAUCAUUCACCAGUCCUGGAAGAAUGAGACCCUGCCCAAGCGGUUUCAAAAAUGGUCCGACUCAUGGAAGCGGCAUCAUCCCACAUGGACCUACAUCUUGUGGACAGACGACAUGAACCGCAAGCUCAUCGAGACCAGCUUCCCGUGGUUCCUCGACACAUACGACGCCCUUCCAAAGAACAUCAACCGGGCCGAUGCCUCUCGCUACUUUUACAUGUACAAGUACGGAGGGGUAUAUGCCGAUCUCGACAUGGAGUGUCUCCGAGCCAUGGAUGCACCUGUUGUCGAGGGUGGGCCUGCGCUGAUCGAGCGCGGAUCUGCCCUCAUCAGCUUCAUGGGUCUGGACACACAGUUUGAGCACUCGCUGCCAAACGCAUGGAUGGCAAGUGCACCCGGACAUCCCUUCUGGAUGUUCGUCGUCGACGAAAUCAUGCGAGCCGUCGCACGCUCAACGACUCUAACCGCAGAAGAAGCUACAGGCCCCGUCGUGCUCUACAAAGCCUGGAUGCGCUUCCGCUCGUUCCCGACCGCCAAGCGCAGCGGGCUGACGGUGCUCAAGCAUGGCUACAUAUACCCCUACAACUGGAACUACAAGAACAGCGCAGAGGCAUUCAUCUACCCCGACAAUUGGCUCGAUGUCAAAUACCUUUAUUCGAUAUGCAGUGCUCAGUCCGACCAGAUCGACGAGGAGCUGUGUAAAAAGAAACUAGGGGCCGAGGGCAAGCCUGGACAACUGGCCUACACCAUCACCUAUUGGUCCCAUGUAUGGGAGCCAGCAAAGUCGAACAAGCAAGUGCUUGACCAGAAAGCAGCACAUGCUCGGUAGUGAACUGUUAUACCUUGCGAGCCCAACUGGAGUGCACGGGGCAGAGUCAUCCCCACGAUCAAUCAAGCAAUAGAAUCAUCCGUAUACCGGCCACGGACCCCAUGCCAUACAGACAAUGGGUACACCAUCUCGCUCGGGCAAGAACACGUCGUUGUCGGAUCAUAUCAGACCGUACGCUUGGCCAACAACGACCGAGUGGGUCAAAUCAUCUCCUGUAGUGUCCUGGGAUGAGGGAGAGAGACAGAACAAAGAGAGAAGUCUGAUUUGGGUACCGAUCAAAGCCG
Polychytrium aggregatum is the source of this 1345-nucleotide messenger RNA. RefSeq names its product nucleotide-diphospho-sugar transferase. NCBI's taxonomy places the organism in Eukaryota, Fungi, Chytridiomycota, Chytridiomycetes, Polychytriales. The record is from RefSeq and is a predicted model, not a curated record. Gene Ontology annotation, molecular function: mannosyltransferase activity. The transcript is spliced from 4 exons. Bases 84 to 1061 code for a protein of 325 amino acids. Gene Ontology annotation, biological process: mannosyl-inositol phosphorylceramide biosynthetic process.